GGCUUUCUUUUACUCUCUCUAUCAAAACACCUGAGAAAAAAGCAGGAAAAAAGAAGAUAUGAUGAAGAGAGAUUAGAGCCUUUUUUGUAGGGAAAAGGUUUGUUUGAUGUGGUUCCACAAACUAAUUGCAGCCCCUAUGUAUAAGAACUGAAAGGUUGAUAUGCUUAGAAGAAAGGUCUCUCCUGCCUAAUUUGGAUUCACCCAAGUUUUUUUUUGGGAUGAUAGUUUACUCAUGAUCUGUCCCUUUGCUUCCUUCUGAAAGAGGAAAAUAAAUCCUGAGGUAAAGCUGAAAAGUCUAUUCUCUAGGAUUCAUUUGCAGAAUUCUCCCAAACUGUAGUCUCUUUGUGUCACACUUUCACCACUACUUGGAACGUUUCCCGCUGGCAAAGGUACCCACUACUAGUCUGGUCUCUUUCUCUCUUUCUGCUCUCUUCUGAUUUCUGAUUCCCAUAUUUUCUUUUCUUUUUGUUCUUAUCUCAAUUUUGGACCCUCUCUAUCUCUCUCCAUGAUGCAAUUCACUGAAACCCCACCACAACUUCUGCAUCAAAUCACUUCUUUUUCAAACCUCACCAUGAACAAGAACCAAAUUCACAGGACUCGUCCAUGGCCCGGUUUCCCUUCAUCAAUGUCCUUGGGAAAUUUCGGUGAUGCCAACUGCAUGGAACAGCUUUUAGUUCACUGUGCAAAUGCAAUCGAAAGCAGCGACGCCACUCUUGCCCAGCAAAUCUUAUGGGUGCUAAACAACAUUGCACCACCAGACGGUGACUCCAAUCAGCGCCUAACAUGUGCCUUCCUUCGUGCUCUCAUUACUCGAGCAGCAAAAAGUGGUACUUGCAAAAUGCUUGCUGCGAUGGAAAAUAAUAAUGCUCACUACAACCCUUCCAUUGACAGCCACAAAUUCUCCGUCAUAGAGCUCGCUAGCUUUGUGGACUUAACUCCAUGGCAUCGCUUCGGCUUCACUGCAGCAAAUGCAGCAAUAUUAGAAGCUGUUGAUGGGUACUCAGUUAUUCAUAUUGUUGAUUUAAGCUUAACUCACUGUAUGCAAAUCCCUACUCUUAUUGAUGCUAUUGCUAGUCGUUUCGAGGUUCUACCCCGUCUAAAGCUCACAGUAGUCGGUUCCACAGAAGAAGUACCACCAAAACUUGAUCUUUCAUACAAUGAGUUGGGUUUAAAGUUAAUCAACUUCGCUGGGUCCAGAAAUAUAAUAAUGGAGUUUAAAGAAAUUCAUUCAAGUUAUGCUGAUGGGUUUUCUUCUUUAAUCGAACACAUCCGGAUGCAACAUUUUGUGGGUGAGGCUUUGGUUGUGAACUGUCAUAUGAUGCUUCACUAUAUACCAGAUGAAACCCUUUCACCAAUUCCAAACACAACUUCGAAUCCAUACUUUGUUGAGUCUUCCUCCACUCCAUCACUUAGAAUGAUGUUUCUCAAAGCUUUGAGAAGUUUAAACCCAACCAUUGUUGUACUAGUUGAUGAAGAUGCAGAUUUUACAUCAAACAAUUUGGUAUGUAGAUUAAGAUCUGCUUUCAACUAUUUAUGGAUAUCUUAUGACACAGUUGACACAUUUCUUCCACGGGGAAGCAAGCAAAGGCAGUGGUAUGAAGCCGAUAUUUGUUGGAAAAUAGAGAAUGUGGUCGCACAUGAGGGUCUACAGAGGGUUGAGAGGCUUGAACUCAAGAGCCAUUGGGUACAAAGAAUGAGAAACGCUGGAUUUCGGGGCAUUAGUUUCGGAGAAGAAGCGGUUUCAGAAGUGAAAACCAUGCUUGAUGAACAUGCAGCUGGUUGGGGAUUGAAGAAGGAAGAAGAUGAUCUUGUACUUACAUGGAAAGGUCACAAUGCCGUUUUUGCUACUGCUUGGGUGCCUGCUUGAUCUAGUUUUUGUUAACAUUCUAAUAAUUAAUGCUUAAUAUUUCUUCUUAGUCUCUAA
Mangifera indica (mango) is the source of this 1924-nucleotide messenger RNA. Its product is annotated as scarecrow-like protein 32. The transcript has a single exon. Gene Ontology annotation, cellular component: nucleus. Gene Ontology annotation, molecular function: sequence-specific DNA binding; DNA-binding transcription factor activity. Lineage: Eukaryota; Viridiplantae; Streptophyta; Magnoliopsida; Sapindales; Anacardiaceae. Bases 506 to 1867 code for a protein of 453 amino acids. Gene Ontology annotation, biological process: regulation of DNA-templated transcription. The record is from RefSeq and is a predicted model, not a curated record.